Molecule: messenger RNA, 4793 nt
Organism: Engraulis encrasicolus (European anchovy)
Lineage: Eukaryota; Metazoa; Chordata; Actinopteri; Clupeiformes; Engraulidae
Gene: fbxw7
Product: F-box and WD repeat domain containing 7
Exons: 12
Coding region: 47-2701 (884 amino acids)
Molecular function (GO): protein binding
Source: RefSeq, a predicted model, not a curated record
UCAUUCUCUCUUUUCCGGGGCACUUUCUGAGCCUGUAUCCUCUCUGAUGAGCAAGUCAAUGUGUGGCUGUGGCUGCAGCUUCAUCUCGUCUCUGAUGAAGCGGCUGGGCCGCUCGGCCUGCUGCUCCGACCUCCUCUCCUGCAGCCAGACCUCUGAGCAUCUGCAGCAGCUGGCCACUGGCUGUCCCCCCAAGGUAACCAAUGCCAAGCCCUUCCCCUCCUCAGACAGCCUAGUGAAGGUGCAGGAGGUAGCAAGCUGGCUUUUGGAAAUGAACCAGGAUCUGCUGUCGGGGGGCAGCAGGCGGAGAGGGGGGCCGCGGCCACGGCAAGGGCAAGGGCCGGCCGGUCGAGGUAACGGCUCCUCGGCCCGCACAGCUGUGGCGGCGGCCUCGGGGGCGGCUUCCGCCCACCAGCCAGGACAGGAGGCGGAGGAGGAGGAGGAGAAUAUGAACCGCGUGCUGGAGGACGAACAGCAGCAGUCGUCAAGAGCAGCGGCCCGGCCGGCCCAAGAAGGAGACGAAGAAGAUGAGGGUGAGGAUGAGGAGGACGAGGAGGGUGAGGAAGAGGAAGAGGAGGAAGAAGAGGAAGAGGAAACGUGGCCCUCGGGAGAGGUGGGCAGUAGUCGGGGUGGUGGAGAGGGUGCGCCUCGCGGGCCGUGCGGGGAGGUGAACCGAGGAGAUGAGGCCGCCUCCUGGGCUCCGGAGCAGGGCAGGCGGCAGCAGCAGGACCAGGAUGAAGAGGAGGAGGAGGAGGAGGAGGAGGAGCAGAACAACAACAGUGGCAGUAGCACCGCACAACGGCAAGCUGGGCAGCACAGAGCACAGGAGGAAAGGACAGAACGGGAGGAGGAUGGAGGAAGGGAGGAUGAGAGAGAGGAGUACGGAGAUGAGGAGAUGGACCAGGACAGUGAUGAGUUUGAAAACUCAGAGGAGAGUGAGAGAGAGGAGGGGGAGGAGGAAGAGGAAGGGGAGGAACGCCUCCACUCUCCCUCCUUAAAGAACUGCUUAUCCGAGUCAAAUGACAACAUGGAUGCCUCAUCAGGAAGACCACACCAGAAUUCAGCCUCAAUCUACAAAAUGAUGAAGAGGAAGUUGGACCAUGGUCCCGAGGUCCGGUCGUUCCCUUCAGGAAAGAAGCCUUGCAAAGGGCCAGAGUACCUGAGUCCCUCAAGUAUAGUCCCGUACCCUACCACUCCCACAACGUUUGGAGACCUCCGAGCGGCCAAUGGCCAGGGCCAACAGCGUCGGCGCAGCGCCUCCAUACAGCCUCCCAGCGGCCUGCAGGAAUGGCUGCGCACCUUUCAGAGCUGGUCAGGUCCAGAGAAGCUGCUGGCAUUGGAUGAGCUGAUAGACAGCUGUGAGCCCACACAGGUGAAGCACAUGAUGCAGGUGAUCGAGCCGCAGUUUCAGCGUGACUUCAUCUCACUCCUGCCCAAAGAGUUGGCAUUGUAUGUGCUGUCAUUCCUGGAGCCAAGGGACCUGCUACAGGCAGCACAGACGUGCCGCUACUGGCGCAUCCUGGCUGAGGACAACCUGCUGUGGAGGGAGAAGUGCAGGGAGGACGGUAUUGAUGAGCCUCUGCACAUAAAACGGCGGCGAGUGAUCAAACCUGGAUUCGCUCACAGUCCCUGGAAGAGGGCCUACAUCAGGCAACACAGAAUCGACACCAACUGGAGGAGAGGAGACCUCAGGUCACCCAUGGUAUUGAAGGGGCACGACGAUCACGUGAUAACCUGCCUCCAGUUUUGCGGAAACCGCAUCGUCAGUGGAUCUGAUGACAACACGCUGAAAGUCUGGUCUGCACUCACUGGAAAGUGUUUGCGGACAUUGGUGGGUCACACGGGUGGUGUGUGGUCAUCCCAGAUGAGAGACAACAUCAUCAUCAGCGGGUCUACAGAUCGCACGCUGAAGGUGUGGAAUGCAGAGACGGGCGAAUGUGUCCACACACUUUACGGACACACCUCUACUGUCCGCUGCAUGCACCUGCACGAGAAAAGGGUGGUAAGCGGCUCUCGGGACGCCACGCUGCGUCUGUGGGACAUCGAGACGGGUCAAUGUUUACACGUGCUGAUGGGCCAUGUGGCGGCGGUGCGCUGCGUCCAGUACGAUGGGCGGCGGGUGGUGAGCGGUGCCUAUGACUUCAUGGUGAAGGUGUGGGACCCCGAGACAGAGACCUGCCUGCACACGCUGCAGGGACACACCAACCGCGUCUACUCGCUACAGUUUGACGGUGUCCAUGUGGUGAGCGGCUCUCUUGACACGUCCAUCCGCGUGUGGGACGUGGAGACGGGGAACUGCAUCCACACGCUCACCGGCCACCAGUCGCUCACCAGCGGCAUGGAGCUCAAGGACAACAUCCUGGUGUCUGGCAACGCAGACUCCACCGUCAAGAUCUGGGACAUCAAGACGGGCCAGUGCCUCCAGACGCUUCAAGGUCCCCACAAGCACCAGAGUGCCGUCACGUGCCUCCAGUUCAACAAGAACUUUGUGAUCACCAGCUCUGACGACGGCACGGUCAAGCUGUGGGACCUGAAGAACGGGGAGUUCAUCCGCAACCUGGUGACGCUGGAGAGUGGCGGCAGUGGCGGCGUGGUGUGGCGCAUCCGCGCCUCCAACACCACGCUGGUGUGUGCCGUGGGCAGCCGCAAUGGUACAGAGGAGACCAAGCUGCUGGUGUUGGACUUCAACGUUAACAUGAAGUGAUGUGGGUUUGAAAGGACACGGUGAGGGGAUAAUGCCAAGGAGGCCAGAAUGAGAGACGAUGAAGCUGUAAGUGGGUGAAAGAGGGAGUGGGGGUCGAUGUCUGGCUUCCUUUGUGAUGCUCCGGUUCAAGAUCCAUCGCUUGGUCUUUUAUGUAAACAGCCACCAGAAAUGCCCAUUUUACCACCCUCUCCGUUAAAAGCAGCGGUGGUGGAGUUACUUGUCACUGCAGUUUCUCCAUCAAUCCUCUCUCUCUCUCCAUGGCUGUAUGGGGAUUUGUCCGUUUUUUUUGGGAUCUCUGCACUGGGUGAAGAACAAGAGCGAGGAUGGAGGAAAAGACUGAAGUCCUAUGGCAUCUCCUCCCCCACCCUCCAGGAGAGUGUGUCUGUGUUUGUAUGUGUGUAUGUGUGUGUGUGUGUGUGUGUGUGUGUGUGUGUGUGUGUGUGUGUGUGUGUGUGUGUGUGUGUGUGUGUGUGUGUGUGUGUGUGUGUGUGUGUGUGUGUGUGUGUGUGUGUGUGUGUGUGUGUGUGUGUGUGUGUGUGUGUGGGGCAAGAGGUCAGCUCACUCGCAGUAUGACACAAAAAUGUCUGGUCUGGACCUGCCACAGCAGUGCUUACAAGCCGGGCUGUUUUUAGAUGGACCUCCACCUCACCUUCCUCGCAUGUUCGGAACAGGACAUAGGAGUGCCAGUGCCAGGCUAUCCCAAACAUACACACUUGUUUUUUUUGUUUUUUUUUCUCUACCCAUGUCUUUCUGUCCCUUCCGUAUACUGAGCUGACUGGAUGCGCAACCUCCCGAGUGUCUGUAACCACUGACACUUCCGUGGAAGAGCCUGGACAUUUUGUCAUCAGGUGCUUAAAGCUAAGAACGAAAGGGGAGAGGUGCGUGCAUUGUGACCAUAGCAGUAGUGGUGGUGGUGUUGGUGGGCGGCAGUAACCAAGCUGCCCCCACCUCAGUGCUCUUGGGAAGCAUUCUGUAUUGUCCCCAGUGCUGUGGCCAAACGGAAUUCAUGCUGCUAGACAAACAGAAGACAAGGUGGAACUUGCUGUGACGUUUUAGUCCCAGACUGAAUUCCAAAAAUUGACUCUGUGUAGUUUGGACGGAGGAAGAAAAAAAAAAAUGAUGCGCAAUGGAAAUUACAAUGGAUAUUUUUUGUGUUGGUUUUUUUUUUUUGCCACUGAAACUUGAGCCAAAUGUGCCUCAGCGAGGCUGAGAAGAGGGAGAGUGAUAAGCAGACAAAGACAGUUUUGCUUGAGGAGACAGGAUAUUGUUGACAAGAGCAAAUUAAUGUGUGUAUGUGUGCGCGCAUCUGUGUGUGUGUGUGUGUGUGUGUGUGUGUGUGUGUGUGUGUGUGUGUGCACGUGUGUAUGUGUGGUCUUGGAAAAUUGUAAACACAUUCCUUUGGACAAAGCUCUGUUGGCCUGUAUUCUCUCAAAAUGAAAGUUUGCCGGGGAUGUUCAUGUAGCUGUCUUUGAGCUUGAUGUCUGUGUUUCGUACAACUCGAAUGUUUCUUGCAACAGAUUUCAGAGGCAUCACCUUUAAAUCAACUGACAGGUCGUAUGGUGACAAGCAGAGUCUUUUUGUAAUAGUUACAGCACCAGAGCUCCUUGUAGUCUCUGAACAAGAAGAUGGGACUCGAAACAGCUGCGCAGGCUGAUGAAUUUGAAGGUGGACAUAGCCAAACGAUUAGUCUCAUUCUCAGUCACACAACCCAAGCUGAACUGUGAAAGUGGUAUAACACUGUAUAUUAUAAAACAAUCAUGGUCUCUCUCUCUCUCUCUCUCUCUCUCUCUCUCUCUCUCUCUCUCUUAUCUGUUUUUCAUUUUUCUUUUGGAUUUAAUUUAUGAUCUGGUUUUAAAAAAUCAGAUGUUGGAGGUGUUGUUAUUUUUCCUUCAGUUCAUGUAACUGCCUGGCGUAACAGACAGGAAAAAAAAAAACUUAAAGGGAUUGUGUAUUGUUUAUUCACUUAGAAUUUUUAUUUUCUUAUAACUUAAGUGCAAUAAAAUGUGUUCUUUCUUUUUCAUUUCAAGCCUUUUGUUUGUGUGUGCUUGUCAGUCUGGAUGUGUCAUUUGUGUUCAAUAAAGCUUCAACUAUU